Messenger RNA from Phragmites australis (common reed), 1561 nucleotides. RefSeq lists its product as uncharacterized. Bases 681 to 1352 code for a protein of 223 amino acids. The transcript is spliced from 2 exons. The record is from RefSeq and is a predicted model, not a curated record. NCBI's taxonomy places the organism in Eukaryota, Viridiplantae, Streptophyta, Magnoliopsida, Poales, Poaceae.
CAAACAAUCGGCACACUCUCUCUCUCUCUCUCUCUCUCUAAAGGAGGAGGAGGAGGAAGGAGAAAAGAAAAUCCCCCAAAUCCGCCUCGACGCCAAUCCAAGCAAACACAGAGGGAAGGAAAGGCGCCUCCCGGGUUCGCUUCGCUUCCUCUCUACUUCUCUUCCUCCCCUCCAGAUUCGAUUCGAUUCGCUUCACUUCCGAGGAAUCAUCGCCCGCCCAGAUCCCUGCCUCCCCCGUCCCGCCGCCCACGGUGACUGCGCGAUUCCCCACCCUCCCCGGCCUCCACGCUGUGAAGGAUCCUUAUGAGCUGGUUGGCUGUGGUUUUACUCCAAUUCUGGUGCUACUAAGAUGGGUCAGAAACUGGGCAGCAACAAGUUUGGGACAAGAUUAACAAUACAUGAAAUAGCAGGCGCUUACUAUUUCUCGCUCCUGCUCUCCCCUGUUGUCUCAUUCUGGGAUUGCAUCUUCCGCAAGAUAAGAUACUCAUUCAGACCUGAGUGGGUGUAGCUACCUGCAGUGACCGUUUUAGUAGUAGUAGCAGUUGGUUUGAAAAUAAGUAGACGAGCUCUUAGGAAAGCUUCCAGCAAGGAGUCCGAAAGAAUGAGCUUUUAAGAUUUUGGUUUGCCUUAAUUAUAAUUUGUAGAGAAGUUUAGCUUAAAUAGUAGCAGGCACAGUUGUCAUGGAUAAGGCUAUAGGCAAUCAGGCAGGCAAAGUCUUGAAGAAAGGAAAAAAGAAACAAGCCAAAGAUGAAUUGGAUCGCCAGAAGCAGGCUGAAAAGAAGAGGCGGCGGCUAGAGAAAGCUCUGGCAAACUCUGCGGCCAUUAUUUCAGAGCUGGAAAAGAAGAAGCAACAGAAGAAAGAAGAACAGCAAAGGCUGGAUGAGGAAGGUGCUGCAAUAGCUGAAGCAGUUGCUCUUCAUGUUCUCAUAGGUGAAGACUCCAAUGAACCCUGCCAUUUGAUGCUAAACAAGCACAGAAGGUGCAACCAUUGGGAUCCCUCUGCUGGUUUUGAUUUCACUGUGGAUACACAAGGCACUGAUAUUUAUCCUUCGGACGGACUGAUUUGCGCCAAUCGUGCAUAUGCUCCCAAAGGGAGGCUGGCUGAUUGGGGGAUUGACCAGCCAUUGCCAUCUUGGGGAGAAGUGAGGGACUUCCAAGGUCCGUACUAUCAAGGAACAUUCCAUCAGGCUGUUACCUGCCCUGGUUUCAUAGCAGCCCAAGCAGUCUCGUCGUUGCAGAUCAGAGAAGAUUCAUCAGAAAUUACCUGUCCAGGUGAAGGAGCUGCAGCAGCCACUGUCGUUAACAGGAUGCUUGGUAGCACCAAUAGGCUCAACCUUUACAGAGAGAUAUAAAGUACACUUGUCAUAGUAUUGUAUAUAGUCACCAAAAAAUGUGUUGGCUACGUUGCCUGCAAUACAUCUGGUUUCAAAAGAAAUGAAUGAAUAGAACAGAACAUCUUGUUUACUGUUUUGUGAGUCUAAAGGAUAUUUUGUACCAGUUAGCAUUAAUUGGUAUUGUAAUGAACAUAUGAUUUUGAUUUGCCGUUGCUUUUCGUUCAGAA